This is a messenger RNA of Zingiber officinale, 1612 nucleotides long. Its product is annotated as transcription factor bHLH48-like. Gene Ontology annotation, cellular component: nucleus. Gene Ontology annotation, biological process: regulation of DNA-templated transcription. The record is from RefSeq and is a predicted model, not a curated record. NCBI's taxonomy places the organism in Eukaryota, Viridiplantae, Streptophyta, Magnoliopsida, Zingiberales, Zingiberaceae. Bases 284 to 1438 code for a protein of 384 amino acids. The transcript is spliced from 7 exons. Gene Ontology annotation, molecular function: protein dimerization activity; DNA-binding transcription factor activity.
CGAGGAAUGGAAUGAUUUAGAGAAAUCGAGCUCUUUGACGACGGCCAUGGAGGUUCUCUCUAUAUAACUCUGCUCACGCCCGCUUCAUCGCUUCCAGACUUGGAGCCUCUUCUGACUAGCUUCCACUGGAAUCCAUUUGAUCGCUUCCAGGAGCCGUUCCAGGGUGAUCGAGAGGAGGGUGUGUAAAUCGGCCGAGAUCGGCUCGAUUUGGGGGUUUUCCGAUGGCGUUCUUCAGCGGGAACUGGCCAUUGUGCUACGAUCGAGGCGAGUGGCUUAAGUUUUGAUGGAAUCGAUUGAGUCCACACGUAUCUCCGGCGUCCGAUCGGGGAGUUCCAACACCUGCGUGGCAGAGAUCGCCGAAUCCUUCCGCUUCGAGGAGGAGAUCCAGAGCCUGAUCGUUCACCCUAACUUCGAGGCAUCUCCACGAGUCUCGUUCACCGCGCUGCUAGGCCUCUCCGGCGACCAGGCCACGGGGCUCCUCCACCAGCAGGGCCACGCCGCGGCCGUCUCUUCCCCUGCUGGCGCAGCCGAAAUGCAGCGGUUCCGCCUCGGCGCCGAUCGCGCGAUGGGGGAGUUCCGCCUUCCUCUCGAAUGCUCCUCGACGUUCCCUUCAGAUGCUGUUCUCGUCGAUCGCGCCGCGAGGUUCUCUGUCUUCGCAUCCGAGGAGUCCCCCGCGUCGAGCUCCAGCGGCGGCGGCGGCGGCAUCUCGCCACGGCUGAAGGUGGAACAGCUGGACUCCGAGUCGCUCCAUUCCGUCCCCGUCCCCGUCCCCGUCCUCCCCUCCCCAAAGCCGCUGCGAUCACCGGCGAAGAGGAAGGAAACGUGUGAAAAAAGCAAGGCCAAGGGAACGGCAAAAAAAAUCAAAACCGCCGAGGAAGACCAGGACCCAACCAAGGCCACAGCCACAGAGGAAGACACCGCCGGCGACAAGCUCCCCUACGUUCACGUCCGCGCUCGCCGGGGACAAGCAACCAAUAGCCACAGCUUAGCGGAGCGGGCUCGAAGGGAGAAAAUAAAUGCGAGGAUGAAGCUUCUGCAAGAGCUGGUCCCCGGUUGCAGCAAGAUAACAAGUACGGCUUUAGUGCUCGAUGAAAUCAUCAACCACGUCCGGUCCCUGCAAAGGCAAGUCGAGUUCUUGUCGAUGAGACUAACAGCGAUCAACCCACGCAUCGACCUUAGCUGCCUCGACGCCUUUUUAUCUACUCAGUACGGAAGAGAAGCUCUGGACUUGGAUUCUGGGCCGUGGUCGCUGCAUUCCGCCGCGGAUGACGACAGCGUGCGGCGACUACUACUGCCGCGGCAGCAGCAAGUCUGGCACCUCGACCUGCUCCGCCCCCAGCAAUCAUUCAUGGCGUGGGAGAGGGAUGCGACGGCGAAUCGCCACGCACUUCUCUUUCCUGGAUCCGCGACCUCUUCCCUCUUCGGCUACGACUCCUGAUCCGGUUCAGAGUGUGGAUGGGGAAAGGAAAGGAAUCAACGAUAGAAAAUUAUCUUUAGAGGAAGAGAAAAGAAAGGGUGAAAAAUUUUUUUCCUUUACACAUUUGUUUACCUUGAUAGAGGAAGGUGAAUACUUAUAAUGUAAUUUUGUAAAUAAAAAAGGGUGCAUGCAUCA